Molecule: messenger RNA, 2103 nt
Organism: Dujonia railenensis
Lineage: Eukaryota; Fungi; Ascomycota; Pichiomycetes; Serinales; Debaryomycetaceae
Source: the annotation of a GenBank genome assembly
AUGGGUAACAACAUUCUGAUCCCCAAAUUGGCAACUGCUUCAGUGUUUGCGGUAGCUGUAUUGCUUCUUCUUACCAGCCAGCACGGAGCCCAUCAUGACCGCCUUCUGGUGGCAUGCAACACAUUCACGGCCCACACAGAGCUGUUGGCACCUGCAGACCAACAGAACAUCACCAGACUCGGACUCACCCCCAAGAACGUGACCAUAGUUAAAGAUACCAACGGAUUUAGCAGAAAGAUCCAUGGGAGGUUCGUUCACAUCACCGACAUUCACCCAGACCCCUACUAUAAAGUCGGUUCUGACAGAGAAACAGAAUUGUGCCACGGCGGUAAGGGUGACGCCGCCAAGUAUGGUAACGCUGUAGGAGGGUGCGACUCCCCCAUGGCGCUCAUGGAAGACACUAUCCAAUGGAUCAAGGAUAACUUGAAGGACAAGGUUGACUUCGUCCUUUGGACUGGUGACAACAUCAGGCAUGAUAACGACAGACGGUAUCCGAGAUCUGAAAUGCACAUCUUCGAUAUGAACCAGGAAGUUGCAGACCUAAUGUAUAAGACAUUCAAGAACAAUAAGAACCCCGAUGAUCCCAGGGAUAUGCUGGUAGACUUGAUUCCCUCAUUGGGAAACAAUGAUGUGUACCCUCAUAAUUUAUUUUCACCUGGCCCUACUUUACAGACCAGAGAGUUCUACAAGAUUUGGUCCAACUUCAUCCCACAACUGCAGUUGCACACUUUUGCAAGGGGAGCAUAUUUCUUUCAGGAGGUAGUUCCUGGGGAAUUGGCGGUAUUGUCGGUCAAUACCUUGUACUGGUUCCAAAGCAACCCACUUGUCGACAGCUGCGACAAUAAGAAAGACCCAGGAUACAAAUUGUUUGAAUGGUUGGGGUAUGUGUUGAAGGAGUUAAGACAGAGGAAUAUGAAAGUUUGGCUAUCUGGCCAUGUGCCACCAAACGAAAAGAACUUUGACCUUACAUGCUUGAGAAAGUACAUAGUGUGGACCUACGAGUACAGAGAUAUCAUCAUCGGAGGAGUCUAUGGACACAUGAAUAUAGAUCAUUUUAUACCCUUAGACUCCAAAGCGGCGUACAAGAGUUUGAAGGGGAAGUUAGCUAAGCUUUAUGGCACCAAUGAUGUUGCUUUGCUUGAAGAAUUUGGUGAUGACUUCGAUCUUGAAUACGAUUCAAAUUCCGACUCAGAUUCAGAAGACGAGGAUGGGGAUGAGGAUGAAGAAGUGGACGAUUCUCUUGAAGAUUUGUACAGGAAAUGGAAUGUUACCAUACAUGAAGACGUGAAUGAGUCGAACUUCACACCAUCAUUCUACUCACCUUCAUUCUCUAUACAAGGUGGAAUACCGCAUAACAAGGUCGAUUACCUCAACAGUCUUCGAGAGCUUUACUACGCGGCGAUUAAAAAGAAGAAGAGGAGUGGAGUAUCUUCGGAGCGUUACGCAGUAGCACACGUCACGGCUAGUAUUGUACCUACUUUCAACCCUGGAUUGAGAGUUUGGGAGUACAAUACCACCCACCUAGCAGAAGCGGUUAAUUCCAAGAUUAAGUACGCUGCAUGGGAUGAGUUUUUUGCUGGGGUAAACCAAUUGAUAGAACUGAAUAAUAAGCUUGAGGAGGAAAGCGAGGGAGAAGAAGAUCACGAGCCAGUAUACUCUUCAAUGAAUGACCAAUUAACGGCUUUCAAGAAGGAUAAGACCAUCCCCCCAAAGAAACCUAAAAAUUUGCCGCUUGGUCCAGCCUACGUACCUCAAUUAUUCACACCUGAAAGAUAUGUACAGUAUUUUGCGGAUUUGAAGGGUAUCAGCGAGGGAAAUAAGAAGUUUGGAUAUGAAAUAGAGUAUAUGACUGACGACAAGGAUUACGAAAUGGAGAACUUGACGGUGGAUGAAUGGCUCAAAUUUGGUAGGAAGUUAGGAGAGCCCGUGAAUAAUUUGAAGGCAGAGAAAGCAGGCAAAAAGAGAAAUAAGAAUAAGAAGAAUAAGAAUAGCAAAAACAAGAAAAACCAGAAGGAAGAUCGUUAUGCUCAAUUGGAAAACAUCUGGAAGAGUUAUUUGAGGCAUAGUUUUAUUGAUUCAGAUUACGAAAACAUGGGAUUAUAG